AUGUUACUAUUGCUGACUUUUUUGUUUGUGACUCUGGAUUGUAAUGCGUUCGCGUCAAAAAGUGAUCAUAAUACCUGCAAAAGUGAUGGAACAUCAACAACAUGUAGUGUACGUGUUCUUGAAUCAAAUGGAUCGAGAUUGGUUAUAGCGUCAAAUGAAUAUACGCGCCAGCUAUUUAUUGAAUGUAAUCAAUUGCUCCUGUUUGAAAGUCGUUUAGAAGCAAAUUACUUUCAAAGAUUUUCGAAUUUGGAAGGUCUAACGUUGAGGAACUGCAAAUUGCUGAGAAUACCUGGCAAUGCAUUCGAGGGAUUGCGCGACCUAAAAAAAUUAACUUUACGUACAAAAAACUAUGACUGGAGUUCAAACAAAAACUUAGAACUAUCUUUGGGAACUUUUAAUGGACUAAAGGAAUUACAGGCAUUGGAUUUGGGUGAAAAUAAUUUAAAAACGAUACCAUCAGAUGUUUUCUGCCCAUUGGGGAAUUUGCAAAAAUUAAAUUUAACGUAUAAUAAACUUAAAAGCGUGGACCGAAUCGGAUUGGGAAAAAACUGUGGUCCAGACAUUUUAAGUUUGGAUAUAAGCCACAAUGAAUUGAAAACGUUGAAUGAAGACUCGGAAAUAGCUACACUACGGCGGCUUCAAGAACUUAAACUUCAGCAGAACAGUAUCAGUGACAUUUCAAGUGAAAUAUUCAGCGGACUAAUAUCCUUAAGAAUUUUAAAUAUUUCACACAAUAAUCUUCAGUUUAUACCCGAAGGUACAUUUGCUAAUACUAAGGAACUAAGAGAAAUAUACCUAAAUAAUAAUCAAUUAUUCGAACUAGGUAGGGCAGUAUUUCACCGUUUAGAACAACUUUUUGUGUUAGAUUUAUCUAAUAAUCAACUUUCGAGCACUCAUAUCGACGGCAGUACAUUUGUAGGUCUGAUUCGUUUGAUUAUUUUAAAUUUAUCUAAUAAUGCUUUAACAAGAAUUGAUAAUAAAACAUUUAAAGAUUUAUUUGUACUUCAAAUACUAGAUUUAAGGAAUAAUUCUAUCGGUUAUAUUGAAGAAAAUACGUUCCUACCUUUAUAUAAUUUGCAUACACUAAUCUUAGCGGAAAAUCGCUUGCAUACUAUUGAUGAAUUGCUUUUUAAUGGCCUGUUUGUAUUAAGUAAAUUGAAUUUAAAUAAUAAUUUAUUAAUCAGUAUCGAUCCUAAAGCUUUUAAAAAUUGUUCUGAUUUAAAAGAGUUAGAUUUAAGUUCGAAUCAAUUAGUGGAAGUACCUAAAGCCAUUUGGGAAUUAUCUAUUUUAAAAACUUUAGAUCUUGGAGAAAAUUUGAUCACUGAUAUUAAAAAUGGAUCAUUCAAAAACUUAGAUCAAUUAUCUGGCUUGAGAUUAAUUGAAAAUCAAAUUGGAAACUUAACAAUAGGCAUGUUUUCAGAUUUACCAAGUUUACAAGCACUAAAUAUAGCGAAAAAUAAAGUACAAGCUAUUGAAAGGGGAUGUUUCGAACAAAAUAAGCAGUUGGAAGCAUUACGAUUAAACAGUAAUUUUAUUGUUGACAUUAAUGGAGUUUUUUCGUCGAUAUUAAGUUUGUUAUGGCUAGAUUUAUCAGAAAACCACUUAGUAUGGUUUGAUUAUGCGUUUGUGCCCAGUAAACUGAAAUGGUUGGACAUACAUGGUAAUUAUAUUGAGCAUUUAGGAAACUAUUAUGAGCUUCGUGAACAAUUAAAGAUUACUACUUUGGACGUAAGUCAUAACCGUAUCGUUGAAAUAUCUCCGUUAGUUAUUCCAAACAGUGUAGAAGUACUAUUUAUUAAUAAUAACCGCAUAACAAAUGUGCAAGUUAAUACUUUUAUGGAAAAACGCAAUCUAACAAGAGUUGAUAUGUAUCAAAAUUCCAUAACACAAUUAGAUCUAAAUAGCCUCCGCUUGUAUCCCGUAUCAUUAAAUAAGUCAUUACCAGAGUUCUAUAUAGGAGGAAAUCCUAUAGAUUGUGACUGCUCAAUGGAAUGGCUCCCUUUGAUAAAUAACAUGACGGCUACUAGGCAGUACCCGAGAAUAAUGGAUCUUGAGAACGUAUUAUGUAAAAUGACUCAUACUAGAAGCGUUACUCAUGUAACGCUAAGUAAUCUUAAAGCAACCGACUUUUUAUGUACAUAUGAAACACAUUGUUUUACGCUUUGCCAUUGCUGUGAUUAUGUAGCUUGCGAUUGUCAAAUGACUUGCCCUUAUAAUUGUUCUUGCUACCAUGACCCUACAUGGCACACAAAUGUAGUAGAUUGCUCUAGCCAACGUGCGGCUGUUAUCCCAGAAAACAUACCAAUGGAUGCGACUGAGGUUUAUUUAGACGGUAAUAAGUUUAAAGAAUUGCAAAAUUAUGCAUUCAUCGGUAGAAAAAACAUGAGAUCUCUUUAUGUAAAUUCUAGUGAAGUAGAAAGCAUACAGAAUAGAACAUUUACUGGUUUGUCAUCCCUCGCCAUAUUGAAUCUUGGAAACAAUAAACUCACACAUCUUUACGGAUAUGAAUUUGAAUAUUUGUCGCAACUCCAAGAGCUUUACUUGCAAAACAAUUUCCUAAGCUAUGUGAGCAACACUACAUUCUCUACAUUAUAUUCCCUAAAGUAUUUAAGAUUAGAUGGAAAUAAAUUAAUAGAUUUUUCCAUUUGGAGCUUGAAUGUUAAUAAAAAUUUGCACAAUUUAGCUAUAGGUAAUAAUAUGUGGUCUUGUAAGUGUAGGUAUUUGCAAAGAUUUACUUCUUUUCUAUCAGAAAACGUUCCUAAAAUUGUAGAUAUUUCUGAUUUAUGGUGUUGGAACCCAGACAGUUCCACCUCUCAGAAACGGGAUUUGAACUUAAACGGAACAAUCUGUAGUGAUUACUAUGCCGGAGACACGGGUAUAGAUAACGUUUUAGUAUCGAAUUACGUCCCAAUGCUUAUAACUGCUUUUUCUGGCUUUAUGCUAAUAAUACUGGUCACCCUCGUGAUUUUCUUGUUUCGAGACACAAUACGUAUAUGGCUGUAUUCAAAUUGUGGUAUAAGAUUGUUUCCAUUCACUGGAGCGUACGACGACACUGACAAAUUAUACGACGCUUAUGUAUGUUACAGCCCAAAGGAUGACGACUUUGUUAUUCAAACUUUAGCUGCUGAAUUAGAGAAUGGUAACCCGUCAUAUCAUUUGUGCUUACAUUAUAGAGAUAUACCCCAACAUGGCUCCACGUACAUGCAGUGUACUUUACCGCUCCCCGAGGCAGCCGAAGCCUCUAAGCGCAUUAUUCUCGUACUAACUAGGAACUUCAUUCAAACUGAAUGGUCUCGAUUCGAGUUUAGGCAAGCAUUACAUGAAAUCCUCAAAACUAGAAUUUACACCCUAAUAGUUAUCGAGGAGUGUUCCGUUUUAAAUGAAGCGGAAUGUGAUCCCGAUUUACGACCUUAUUUAAAAACAAGUUCAAGGAUACGAUGGGGACAGAAUAAAUUUUGGGAAAAGCUGAAAUACGCUCUGCCGGAUCGAAAUUUUGGACCUAAAUCAUCAACUAUCAGGCAUAAUAAUGUAAAUUCGUUUAAUAUGCGAGGCAACGUUCAAAAUGGUACGAUGCGAUCGUUUUCUUUUGAUAAAAUGAGGGUUUCUGCCGACGGUGUGAGCGCAUCCCCCGAAUACGUAGAAAACCGAUCGCAGUAUAUACAGUCACCAUACGGGGCAGAUGGUAGGCCUCAAUCUGAUCAUAUUUAUUCUUCUAUCGAUUCUGAUUACUCAUCGUUAGAGUUAGGCGGCGCUAAUAUCAACCGAAGAAGAGAUUUCAGACACUGGCCACCUCCCCCUCCAAUAAUCGACACACAACAAUCGGGUCAGGCUUAUCUAGUCUAG
This is a messenger RNA of Pieris macdunnoughi, 3843 nucleotides long. Lineage: Eukaryota; Metazoa; Arthropoda; Insecta; Lepidoptera; Pieridae. The record is from the annotation of a GenBank genome assembly.